Messenger RNA from Kuraishia capsulata CBS 1993, 2916 nucleotides. RefSeq lists its product as uncharacterized. The transcript is spliced from 2 exons. Bases 1 to 2916 code for a protein of 971 amino acids. Lineage: Eukaryota; Fungi; Ascomycota; Pichiomycetes; Pichiales; Pichiaceae. Gene Ontology annotation, cellular component: membrane; Golgi medial cisterna; Golgi trans cisterna. The record is from RefSeq and is a predicted model, not a curated record.
AUGGGAGCGGCCGAUUCCAAGCUCCGGUUCAAGAACCACGUGUUCCGACUCUCGGAUUCCACCACGGAAAUUCCGCCCAAUAGCGAAUAUUGGGAUACGUUUUGGCGUGAACCGCAAUCGGCAAAUGAUAUAUUCAAUUUGCUUACUCCCUCUGAUAUAAGGACCAUUCGCGAUGCAAAUAAACAGCAGUUCUUGCGACUGCUCAAGGUCAUCAGCGACCGACUGCUGUUCCUUACGGGACAGCGAAAUGUUCCAGCGCGCAGUUUCCAGAAACAACACCAACUCAAUUGUAUACGACUUUUGACGAAGCUCGUGCCGUUUUUAUACGAAGACCACACAUUGGCCGAAGACGAGAGAACGUUGUUCUGGACCCAAGCCAAAGCCUCCUCCUCCUCACCCCAGGCUGAAGCCGAGGCCGAUUCGGAUGACACUCCAUUGGGAGCUAGACUGGUGUUUGCAUGUGUGGACUUGCUAUUCACUGCGAAUUUUACGGUUCCGAAAGCCCGGGUUGAAUUGGCGAAUACCGUGGAUCUUUCUAUCUGGGAACCCGGUAUCGGCUUGAGUGGAAAGUUUCAACAGCCGAGGGUUGAGAUCGAUAGUAAUAGACUCGAAGUUUUGAGGCUACUUCUGGUUCUUUGUUCACAAUGUCUCUACGAAACGCCUCCUCAACUUAUCUCAAAUGGCUCGCGCUUCUUAACAGUUAUGACGACUUCGUUGCCGCGAUUGAAGACCCUCACCUUGAUAUGCUCGCUGCUCAAUCUCGCUUGCAGGACAAUGGGAGCUCCCGGUGACCAGACCGGAUUGGACAGCACAAACCCGUCUUUUGUGCAUUUGAGAGUCUUGAUGGCUUCCCAUGCUAUCCAGCUGCUUACGUUGAUGAUCGUUUAUCCACUUCCCAAGACUGAUGUCUCCUUCCUGAAGGAGACUGGAAUUUUCACUGAGACACCUCUCAAUCUUACGAGGCAUUUCUGUGGAAAACUCCACAAAGAGAACGAACUGGAAUUUUUAAGAACAGGUCUUUUGGCUCCGCUACGUGCUCCUCUUAUCAGUGCAUCUGAUACCAACAAUGCCAACGUGAUUAGCUCUUUUGUCAGUGGGGCUUUCAGUGCAAACGAACCGUCAGUUUGGUGUAUCGAGAGCAUAAUGCUUGUAUGGGAAUUCUACCAGCUGAACAGAAGAUUCCGAUCCUACAUUGCCACGAAUUUCGGUAACUCUCUGAUGGUCUCGUUGCUUUAUUAUGUUCAUUCCUACAGAAAACAGGAAGCCUACCGGAACGUUGUGCGGAUUUGCUCCUACUUCUUCCUCUAUCUCUCGGCAGAUCCUCUUAUUUGCAAUUCCGUUCUGGCUUCUUUCCCAUCCGAAGAAUACGCUAUUCUUCCACAGACAUUCAAGCUUUCGGUUGCUCCUCUUACGUACCGAGACUUUCUCGUUUCCCACUCCUGUGCGAUGCUGCUGGACUUGUCCACUUCUGUGUUGAGACCUACUCUGGUUGAGUGGAUAUACAAUCUUCUGCCUCUGGGAAAUCAGCCUGGCAGAGAUGUUGUUCCCACGAUGAACAGACGAGCGUCUCGCGAUAUCACUAACGGUGCUUCUCUUGGGUCUUCUUCGACGUCUCCUUCAUUGAGUGCUCCAGUCAACAUAGUGGCUCAACAGAGGAUUGGCUCGGGAAUAUCGUACCCAACAGCCACCUUGUUAACGCAGUUGAUUCUUCGGUUCUCUGCUAUUGGUUUCCUCCAAGAAAAUGCCAUAAAUCCGGACCUUUUGGCAUUAUUGGUGAGGGCAAUCUGCCAUGCUCUUUGCAGGUUCUCCAAAAAUUUCAGUGCGCUAAUCUUCAUCAUCUGCAGAGACAAAAAGGUUUAUACCGACGUUUUGAAUAUCAUCAACCGUCUCGAUGCUAUCCAGAAAGAAUCGGCCAAAAACUCGCCAAUAGUGAACCCUGAAGACUCAGACAUAGAUGAUCAUUUCUCACUCUCAGAUAGGAGCUCUAUUGCUCUUGAUUCGCAGGAAGGCUCGCAGAACAUGGCAGAUGAAGAUGAAUCGUUCAUGAGACCAAGACCACCUGUUGGAAUGUCUGCCAAAGCAAAGGGAAAACUUGUUGCAGGAGCUCCUCUUCAUGCCAAAUGGGCUGGGUCCAAAGCCAUGGCAAUUAUCCUAGAGUUCAUUCAAGUCACCACAAAAAAUGUGCCAGAGUUCUCCAACGACUCGCCUACCGAUACGGCAACUUUGAUCUCGAAAAUCGAGGACUUGGACUACUCCAAUCUCAUCAUUUCCAACAUACACAGAGGCGAGUUCCUGCCUUCUAAAACAGGCUUUGAGCCUUUGAAAUUCACCUGGUCCAACAUGUCGUUGGGAUGGUAUUGCAGUAUUCUGUGGGGAUGCAUAUUCGUCAAUUACGAUGUGAAUAGACGGAAAAGGUAUAGUGUCUCUGGUUCAAUAUCGGUGUUCAAGAAGGCUGCCAUUGACUGGGGGUUUUCCAAAUGGAGCAACUCAGAGGCUGCGCUCACAGAAAUAGCAGAGAACGCAAUGAGCGACGUUGGCACUUGGCAUGGAACACACGUGAAAGUGUUCAAAAUCAAAGAAAGAAUGAGGGAUACGCCCACUCUUAUGCAGCCACGAGGUGCUGUUGAUGCUGUUGCCGACUCGCUGGUCAAGCGACUAAACGACUUCAGGUUAGGCAGAAACGGCAGUGUUGUGGACUCUUCUGCUCCAGGAACUCCAGAUACCAUUUCAGGCUCUUUUUUCAGAACUCACAAUCCUUUUGGUGGGCCUACAGACAGUCCUGCCCCUGAUUCGCCCAGGCCUCUAAUGAUUACGCCAAGAGGCUCUGUUUCAGGGACCCCUCGGGGGUCUGUUGUUGGGACUCCCGUUCUGACUCCGCGACCAUCAUUUUCUGAGAUUGCCAGAAGAGAAGAUUGA